Messenger RNA from Trichophyton rubrum CBS 118892, 1240 nucleotides. RefSeq lists its product as uncharacterized. The record is from RefSeq and is a predicted model, not a curated record. Bases 447 to 848 code for a protein of 133 amino acids. The transcript has 2 exons. Lineage: Eukaryota; Fungi; Ascomycota; Eurotiomycetes; Onygenales; Arthrodermataceae.
AAAAAAAGCGGGAGGCGUAGUUAUAUAAAGGAGGCCACGAAAACAAGUCCUAAGGGGCGUAAGAGGCGUGUACAGGGAAUCUAGCCCAGGUUAUCGGCCUUGUCGAAUGAGCGAGGACUCCGACGGUGCUGGCGAUGGCUUCUCUUAGGAAUAAUAAUAUUUCGUUUCUUUGCCAGCAAGACGUCCAAGACGCAUCACGUGAUCUUACACGGCCACCCAAAAAACCGAACCCAAGAAAUUUCCCUUGAAGACAUCAAAGGCGCCGACAACAUUCAAGACAGCUCGCCAGGAUACCAAGGUCGGGUUCACGUUUGACGAGAACAAUUGGGGCCCGCGAGAGCUAGGCUGUUAUUCAUUCGACGCCUGUGAAAAGUGCCCCGAACUGUGACCACUGUUCCCUUGCUAUAUUCGUCACUCCAACUAUAAACAUCGCCGGGUGAUACAAAAUGGCAAAAGACCUCGAGACUUCAACAACAUCCGGAAAGCCAAAGCCAACACUGGCACAGUAUGCUCGAGAAUGGGGAGAAUCAUCGUUCCCGCCGACAUUGCUCGCAACUUUUGUGACCGCGCUCCAUUUCCGUCCGUUCCAAUUUGUGCCAAUGAUGUUUCCGCCGGUGCUGUUGCUUACGUCCUACAUGAACUUAGCCGGAUUCAAGAAGGAUGCUGCCGGUGCGAGCGCCGCGUGGUCCGGUUUAUACAUAUUACUUGCUGGGAGGAGGAAGCAAGAGUUUCGGAAGAAAUGGAGUGCUCGAGGCAUGGUGAGAGGUGCUGCUAUUGGCGUUGGUCUGGCGAAUCUGGUUGGCGGAGGAAUGGCAUAUGUUCUUGGGACACGAGAAGAUGAAGAGUAACGAAAUCGCGAGUAGAUUUAUCUUGGUUAGUGACUAUGAGAUUGGCUAGCAUGUAAGUAAUAGUAGGAUAACAUAUCAUCCUCCUUUGUAAGAUGCGGUGGGGAUUCACGGGCAUAUGAGAUACGGAGUUUACAGGUGAUUAAUCGUCAGUGGCAUAAAGGUGUUUGCUCAUGAUAUACUCGAGAACUCGCGGAGUGACGAGCUUGGAGAGCAGCUCCAGACUAUCUUUGGCUGCAUUUCGCGCAGUAGUUGAGCUUAUUGGCUCACUGUCAACUGCAUUGCUCUCAACAAGCUCGAUACGGCUUGCCCAUUCUCUCUUUGCUCCUUUGUCCUCUGUUGCACCCUUGGCUAGGUUAGUGAGGAAGGAUAGUUGCUUCUCUCUACUUCCCCAG